AUGGAAAAGCCGGAGCAAGUUGAAAAGCAAAUACAGGUGGAGAAGUUGUCUAAUCUCCAAGCUCGAGCUCUAUUUUUGAUCCUAGAAACCUCUCUGACGCAUGGGUUUUAUGCGAACUACAACACAAGCACGAUCAAUACAAGGUUAGCGAAUGCUCAAUGGGGUGCAUCACUAUCGUAUCAAGGAUUAUGUACUCACGAUGCUUGGGUUGAUGGUGUCCGUCGUAUGGAAUGGUUAUAUCAAGGCUUAGUAGAGGAGGAAGUGGAAGAAGCCAGACGUCUGGCAAAGCAGGAAUACCAGCGUCAAUACGAUCAUGAAAGAUACGCCAAGAAGAAGGAUGAGAUCGCUAAUACGCUUAGUUUGUAA
This is a messenger RNA of Neurospora tetraspora, 366 nucleotides long. RefSeq lists its product as uncharacterized. The transcript is spliced from 3 exons. The record is from RefSeq and is a predicted model, not a curated record. Lineage: Eukaryota; Fungi; Ascomycota; Sordariomycetes; Sordariales; Sordariaceae. The coding region runs from base 1 to 366 and encodes 121 amino acids.